Molecule: messenger RNA, 5229 nt
Organism: Halichondria panicea
Lineage: Eukaryota; Metazoa; Porifera; Demospongiae; Suberitida; Halichondriidae
Exons: 15
Coding region: 12-5096 (1694 amino acids)
Cellular component (GO): cytoskeleton
Source: RefSeq, a predicted model, not a curated record
UGGCAAGCACAAUGAGCUCUUGGCAGCCUGACUCAAGGAGCACCAGGCAUUCCCUGAUUGACGAGCAGUUCUCCCCAUUAAGAAACUCCUACCAACUGUCUAAGAGAUAUCAACCUUCAAAAGUACUCCAAGAUGAGCUUGAGCAGUGCAAGGAGCAACUAGGACAGUGGGAGGUGAGAGCAGUCGCCGCAGAAACAGAGGUAACUAGCCUUGGAUUCCAAAAGGUUGCCAUGGAGCUUGAUAUUGCCAAGUACAAGGAGCAGGUUGAGAACCUCACUCAAGAGCUCAACUCUGAGAAGGCUAAGAGUCACAAGAGUGGUGUGACAGUGUUAAAGAAGAUAGCUCAUAUCAAAGGUGUCCUGACAAAACAAAUGGACGAGCUUAAUAAGAGUGAGAGGGAAGCCAGGCUGAGUCUGGAGAACGUCCAGCAAUCUGUUGGUCUUUUCAAGAGUGGAGCUCUAUCGAAAGAGGCAUUCUUUUCUCAAGUGGAAACUAUUUUUGAUCUUAUCAACAACAGAAAAAGUCGUCCCAAAAACGGAAAACUUCUCAAAACUGCACCAAGUUUCGAUGAAACACUCAAUGCGAGACUCUCUUCAUUCCACCACAUUGCACAAGCUGAAUCAAUCACUGAAGAAGCUCUUUUGUCACAUGACGAUCACGUGUCUGGCUCUCUCUCCCCACCACCCAUACCCCCAAAGACCCCUAUCACGGAUGAUGCACGCCAGCUGCAACACAAGAAACCUGUUCCACCACCCAGGAGGUUUCUAUCACGAUCCAGACAAGUUUCUUCACCUGGUACCUUAGGGGCACAACCUGAGAUCGAGUCACAUGACCUAUUACUAUCCAGACAAGCUUCGUCACCUGAUACCUUUGGGGUACAGCCUGAAAUCGAGUCACAUGACCUAUUACGAUCCAGGCAAGUUUCUUCACCUGAUACCUUUGGGGCAAGGCCUCGGAGUGAAACACCUGAUCUUUCAGAGCAAGAGAUGGUGUCAAGAUUAGCUCGUCGUAGGGUCUCAAGUCGCGUCAACAGUCUCUACUCUCUCGCCCCACCUCCUGGCUCACCCCAAGACGUUCCAGGAGGCUUUGUGUUUCGAGCCAACAUCGACUGGUCUUUAUCUUCCGAUUCAGAAGAGUUCGACUACGAGAAUGUCAUACCGCCAUUAAAUCCUAACCGAAGGCUGUCGACAGAUAUCACAGAUGCGAGGAAACUAGAUUCCCCCCCGUCAAGAUUUGCAAAGCAGAAUUCUAAACCGACUCUAGCCCAGAGCAACAGUGACUAUGUAUCCGUUUCACAAGAACCUUUGAGCCCUUCCAAGAUACGCGAAGACGACAAAUUAAUCAAAAAGUCAUCACCAAUUAUGACCAAGAGACCCAUCUGGUUCAAAAGAGACAGUGUCACGAGCACCAGGACCACACCCGAUCUCAAACGGGUCCCGAAAAAUAACAAACUAAAGAGACGUUCGCGGUCCUUGGAUGCAAGCAUGCAGAGGAAGGUGUCUUGCCCCGUGGAUCACUUCCGGGACCAAGCAGUGACGCUGUCCGAUUCCGAGGACACCACGGGAGGUAGCGAGAGUUACCCAAAACCGUUUCAUCAUAUUCGAAUGAGAAAGAGGUUUAUUAGCAGUCGUCCGACCACCAGCUCCAGCUCUCUGGGUUGUAUCGAUAUGUUUACCACCUCUGCCGACUGGCAUUGCUAUGACGAUGACUCGGAAUCAGAAGACGUGUACUAUAUAAACCCUAAUGAAGUGGCGAGUCGUUUUACACCAAAACAGAACACUCUAGACUCAGUGAGAAUGGCAGACAGUACUUACCUGAUGUUAUCCGAAUAUGAGCUGGACAACAUUGUUCGUAAUUCUCCUCAGCGAAAAGUUAAUGUCUCUGCACACUCACCUUCACCCCUUCCAAUACCAAUACCAAGUUCUGAUAAUCACAUUUCCGAAUUCAGAGACAAGAAUCACCUUCAGACUGAUAGUAGAGGAAUGAGCGAUGCCACUUCUGAGAGCGGUAAUGAUGAUUCUGAGGAGAACGAAAAUGGGAACAUUUACGAGAAUCUUGAUAACGACAGAGGUUCACCCAUUUUUGACAACCACAAUCAUACCCCUAUUGCAUUUUCAUCGAAAAUGAGUACUGACGACAUUUAUGCUCAGAUUGACGAAAUCCGAGACAGCGUCAACUCGAUUCCUGCCUACCUCUCCAUCUCGAAACCCUCCUCAACCGAGAACGUUGCAGCUGUCGUAGCAGAGCGUCAAAGGUUUGACACCAGUGAUAUGGCUAAGGAUGAUGGAUAUGCUCGAGUGGGGGUGGGCCGUAACGAUCAAGCCCCGUUACUACCUCCAAGACCCCCCAACUUCACCAGAUUGAGGCCCAGGAACCAUGCCAGGACUGUGCCAGGGAUUGGCUCUCUGCCGAGAUACACGACACUUGGUGGGAGUGAGAAAGAGGUUCAACUAGUCCCUAUAGGCCAGAGCAGUUUGUGGCAAAGUAGCGAAUCCCUCGAUACCGUACCCCCUUCUCCUCCUGGCCCCACCCCUCGUCCCGACUCCGCUUCUCGUAACCCCCAACCAAAGACUUUCCCUCGCAAGUCCAUGCAACAUUUUCCUGCCACUCCAAACCUCCACUCAUCAGAGGAGAGACCUCUGUCCGAGCUUCCCUCAUACAACAGUUCAUCAUCUUCACCUCCCCUCUCUGUAAUGGCUGCGUCCCUGAGGAAGGUGUCUGUAGCUCCCAAGAAACACUCCACCCUUCCCUCUGCCACUGUACAAAAGGCCACUCCUCCCACAGCCACACCAGUUCCUCUGGAGAAGUCUGGCUACUUGACACUCCACGAUGGCAAGCAAAAGUCCAAGAAGAAGACCAGCAAAUGGUUUGUGCUCCAGGGGACAGAGCUCAAGUACUAUGCCAGCAAAGAUAGGAAAGAGAAAGAGGCGCGACGCAAGACUUCCAAUAACAACACUAUUAAUCUAGACAAGUGCUGCAAGCUGUCCACUAGCGAUAGUAGGACAGGGUUUCAGUUGGACAUCUGUGGCAAGGCAUACCGAUUCUCUGCAGCUGACGAAGUGGAGUGCGAGGAGUGGUUGAGAGUGAUCACGGCAGCAAUGCAAGGGGUGAGGCCAUGCUCUAACUCACCUGACGAGGAGGCUCAGAAGAGGUCACUGUCCGGAUGGGCACGAAUGAAUGGAAACUCGCAGAAAGUGUGGUGUUUUCUUGAGGGCUGUUUACUUGUUGUCACCCCAGAGCCUGGAGCGGAGCCGAUUCGUCGUCUCGACAUUGAGCAUUGCUCGGUGAAGAGUAAGAGGGACAGUAUCAUGUUGGACACGUCUGUUUCCAGCCUGAGUCAAAGCAUGAGUCUCGUGCUCAAUAUACGACACGAGGAGACACAAGAGGUCACAUUGUUGCAGCCCAUCAAGCCCGGGAAAAUCGAGGAGUGGUGCUACAUCCUCAACUCCCUCCGUUGUGAUGACGUCGGUCCGCAGCUCACACGAACGGAACAGUUCCUCUCAGAGAUCAUGAAGGAGAAUCCAAUCAGUCAUCUCGAUCACCCGAAAUGGGGAAACCCGAUUUUCAAAGUGGCUGCCAAUCCCAUGCACGAUUCUCUUAUCUCCAUGCCAACGACAAAGCUCAAAGAGCACGCUAGGAGUCUGUUUCGAGACCUGCAACAUUUUAUGAACAAAACAAUUGAUCUUACAAAUCUGGAAUUCCACAUGUCCCUUGCGCAGAAGAUAAUUGGACACUGUCUUUCUCACUCCCAUCUUCAGAACGAGGUCUACUGUCAACUGCUGAGACAGAUGGCUGGACACACCACGCCCACUGCCACACCUGUACUGCAGGGUUGGCUCCUCCUCUUCAUGCUCAUCCCAAUGUACCUUCCCUCGAGGAAGCUUAUCUCGUGGUACCUGACCAUCUUCUUGGAACAAUCCGUCUCUUCAAAGAGCCCCGUUAUCUGUGAGCUAGCCAGGAACUGCCAGAACAGAGCCAAGCAAUGUUCAACUAGUUGUUUCAGACAGUGUACUCCAACUUACUUUGAGUUGAAGACUCUCUUUGAGGAGUUCUCUAUCUCUCCCUUCGAGCCCCCCACUGGCUCCAUGGAAACCGACGUCACUCUCUCAGAUGGCUCUGUCCAUAGUGUUGUGUUCUCUACCAUGACGACCGUGUCAGAGCUCGUUUCAGAACUCACAGAGAGAUUGGGGCUACCCGACUCUUUGGACACGGGGUUUGCACUCAUGUGUGACUGGCCGGGGGUCAGUGAUGGCCUCCUUUGUUGUCCUUUUGCCGAGAGCAAGGUCUGUGAUGUCGUCUCAAUGUGGACACUCUCAAUAGAGGAGCUCAAUCGAAAUUCAUACAUGGCCAUCUCUGAGCAGAGGAGCAUCACCUUCUUGUAUAAGAGGAGACUUGCGUUCCAGGAUCGUCAAGGUGAUGAAUCAGGAUUUGAGUGCAUUCUCCUCGCCCACCAAAUCAGCAACAAUGUGCUCACAGGGGUUCACCCAGUGCCUCCCAAAGAUGCCGUUCAAUUGUCGGCCAUAAUGGCACAGCUUGAAUACGGUAAUUGCAAAUCUGUGGCCACGGGUGAGCUAGAGACAGUUGCCAGGGAGGCUGUCGAGCGGUUCAGCCCUUGGAGCCACACUUUCAUGGCUUUGGAGCACGAAUGGCUACGCCUGCAAACCGAGCUGACUGAGAAAUGGCGCGGACUUGCUGGAAAGAGUCGUGAAGAGUGUGCCCGUUUGUAUUUGAGUAUUGCUCAGGCUUGGUCAUUGUGUGGGGCAAUUGUUUUCAAGGCGGAGCAACAUAAUGGACAGAGCACCCCCCACCAACACUUGUUUCUGGCCAUUCAUGAAGGCGGGGUCUCCCUUCUCAAGCAUAAAACAAUGGACGUACUCAAGUCUUACAGCUAUAACGAGAUUUCCACUUUCGGGGGCUACGGAGAGGAAGAUUUUAUGCUCGUGGUUACCCCCAGAGACGACCCAGACAACGUGACGAGCGUGACGACCAGAGGAGAAAAGUUGCUGCUCUCCAUGGACAAGAUUCAAAUCUGUGAAGCCACGUUUCUGAUGGCUUCUUAUAUCGAGAGUCUGAAAGGAAGUACCGAACAUUUGUAAUGUGUUUUCAGUUUCGAUAUUAUGUGUUCUAUUGUUCUGUUCAUAAUUGUAUUACCCAACCUACCCAACCAUCCGUCAGUUUUGCUACGUCAUUUUUUACUUGCUGAGCACAAAAUUAAUAAUUUCACUAUGA